CAUAGAAUCCCCACCACAACAGCAAAGAAACAAAGAGAGUUAUAUAUCCAACCCUAGCUAGCUCCAUUAUUCAACCAAUAAAAGGGAGACUAAGAAGCCAAAUUUUGAGAGAUAUUAUAGAGAGAUGACUGAAGAAAGUGCUGGAAACACAGUUGCAACCUCCGUCACCCCAUUAAACUGGUGGUAUCUCCAGCCAAAUUCUAUUUCUUCCUGGAACGAUACUAAUACCACAUGGAACAACCAACCUAACCCUAAUUCUUCCUCUUCUUGUGAGGAAGAUAUAUCUGUUUCUACAUCUUUCACUAAUGCUUCCAACCAUUCAACCCUCACUGUUGAGUCCUCUCGCAGACUCAUUGACCCUCCUGCCCCUUCCUCCAACAACGACUUCAUGGGAGAACAUGCUUCGGAUAAUCAACUUUGGACCCAUGUUCUAUCAGGUGUUGGAUCUAACGGCCAAGAAAUUGGAGAGAACUUUCUGGGUGCACUGUCAUCAAAAAGCAUGACAAGCACUAUGUUUCAACCAGUGUGUGACUACUUGAAGAAACUUGAUCAUAGCAGUUGGGAAUAUAGUGGUUCAACUUCAUUAAACAGCUUGGAGAAGCAUUUAAAUGGGUUCAGUGAGGCGAUGAUGGAGAAUAAUGAAAGGUUGACCAAGUUAUCUAAUCUUGUAAGCACUUGCUCUAUUGCCCCGCCAGACCCGGAAGUAAAUAGCCACUUUGAUCCACAAACAAACAACAUGUCCUUGAAUAAUUCUUCCAUGGAUCAUUUCCCACAAUCCGAUCACUUCAAGCAACCUUUUGGAGAAUCUCUUGGAGGAGUAGCAAAUAGAAAUCCUGGAGUGUUCCCAUCUUAUGAUCAUGACAUGAAGAUCAAGCAAGAGUUUCAUGCAAGUGAAGUGCAAGGAUCGUUAAAUGCAAAUGGGUAUCAAAAUGGAUUUAAUGGCUUUUCAGUGGGUGAUAGUUGCAAACUCUACCAUGGGAUGCCCAAUCUUCCUCCAUGCACAAGAAAUUUCUCAGAUGUUAUAUCCUUUAAUAGUCGAUUUGGAAGGCCAGUUAUUGGAAUCCAUGCUCAGAAGCCUGGCAUGAAGUACCUGAACGUAUCUGAACCAAAGAAGCAGGGUCUUCAAGCACCAUCACCGAUAAGAAGUAAUAUUAAUGGAAAAGGGGAGGGUACAACACGUGAAGUAAAGAAGAAAAGAUCGGAAGAAUCUUCAGAUGCAAUGUUAAAAAAGCCUAAGCAAGAUACAUCAACAGCUUCUUCUUCAAAGGUGCAGGCACCCAAAGUCAAGCUAGGGGACAAAAUCACAGCCCUUCAGCAAAUUGUGUCUCCAUUUGGAAAGACAGAUACUGCAUCUGUGCUGUUUGAAGCAAUAGGCUACAUAAAGUUUCUUCAAGAACAAGUCCAGCUACUGAGCAACCCUUACUUGAAGGCUAACUGUCACAAGGAUCCAUGGGGAAGCUUGGAUAGAAAAGAUAAGGACGAUACAAAGGUAGAUCUUCGGAGCAGAGGUCUUUGUUUAGUUCCUACUUCAUGUACUCCUCUAGUUUACAGAGAGAGCAGUGGACCAGAUUACUGGACACCAGCAUACAGAGGAUGUUUGUAUAGGUGAAAAAUGUGUCAUAUAUAAGACAUAGUAUAUGAAUCUAGUACGUACGUUUGGAAAAUCAUAAAUUAUAAGGUCCAGUGAAUAAAGUAUAUAUAUGGUUAAACGUAACUCUUUUUUUUUUCUUUAUUGUUGUAAUGCAUGAGUUAUAUGAUUAAACAGAUUUUGGAUAA
This is a messenger RNA of Vigna unguiculata (cowpea), 1776 nucleotides long. Its product is annotated as basic helix-loop-helix (bHLH) DNA-binding superfamily protein. Gene Ontology annotation, biological process: regulation of transcription by RNA polymerase II. The record is from RefSeq and is a predicted model, not a curated record. Gene Ontology annotation, cellular component: nucleus. NCBI's taxonomy places the organism in Eukaryota, Viridiplantae, Streptophyta, Magnoliopsida, Fabales, Fabaceae. Gene Ontology annotation, molecular function: DNA-binding transcription factor activity, RNA polymerase II-specific; RNA polymerase II cis-regulatory region sequence-specific DNA binding; protein dimerization activity.